Pristis pectinata (smalltooth sawfish) is the source of this 5591-nucleotide messenger RNA. It is a transcript of the gene tdrd12, whose product is annotated as tudor domain containing 12. Lineage: Eukaryota; Metazoa; Chordata; Chondrichthyes; Rhinopristiformes; Pristidae. Gene Ontology annotation, molecular function: nucleic acid binding; protein binding; ATP binding. The transcript has 40 exons. Gene Ontology annotation, biological process: transposable element silencing; germ-line stem cell division. The record is from RefSeq and is a predicted model, not a curated record. Bases 51 to 5174 code for a protein of 1707 amino acids.
UUGUCAGGGUUAUUUUUCUUGAACCGAGAUUUUGUACUGUUAUACAGAAGAUGAUUGAAAUUGUCAUUAUAAAGGUGGAGGCUUCUGGCUGUUUCUGGGGGAGAAUAACAAAUGGCUUCAGUGAUCUGGCUGAAAAUGAAAAUCAAUAUGAAAAAUUGGAGAAAAUGAUGAACGAGCUGUACCAGAGGAGCCAUGUGGAGCUAGAAGAAAUUAAACUUUCUGUUCUAGAACAAGGCCAGAUCUGUGCUGUUUAUUGCCAUGAACUCCACUGCUGGUGCAGGGCAGUACUGGAAUCUAUUGUAUCAAGUGGAAGCAGUUAUCUUGCAGAGUGUUUCCUGGUUGACUAUGCAAAGCACAUUUUGGUGGAAGCAAAAGAUGUUCGAAGGGCAGUUGAUACUUUUUGGAAGUUACCAUAUCGAGCAAAAAAGUUCACAUUAUUUGGUAUACAGCCAUUGACAUUGAAUAUUAUGUUUGUGAGGAGAAAGCAAUAUCGGCUUAAAAUAGCUACUUUGUUGAGUUUUGCUCCAAUGGUAGUGCAGGAUCUGGAACUUGGUUGUACUGUUAUUGAAUCUCAGACUGUUGAGGCAAAAUUAAAAGAUGUUGCUGGUGAUACUAUUGCAGUUCAACUAUAUCUCACUUUGAAAGAUGGAAAGGUGUGUUUGAAUGAUGAUUUAGUAGCAAAAAUGUUUGCAUGUUACAUUUCGCCAAAGAAGCAAAAUCUUGUAAAAAGUAUGAAGAAAGGAACACCAGCGAAGAAAAUUGUUGUUCAUGAAGCUUUAGCCCUUUGGUCUGAAAUUUUGGAAGUGUCUACAAGAGUGGAACAAAACCAAGGUUUUUCAGGCCAAGAAUCAGUUGUCCAGUGUUUAAAAGACCAAGAUAGAAGCGUAUCCUGCAAACACACGAGUAAACAUGGCAGUAAGACACCCUCAUUGUUACGUAGGAGAAAUUCAGUAGAGCAGUUCCAGUCAUUUUUCUUUUUGGAAAAGCAGUCAGAUGAGAAGAUGAGACUCUUGCACUUUCUGAACCCAGAUCCAUUAAACACAGAAGGUGUACUUCAUCCACAACAGCCAUCCUUGAAAAUUGCUUUUGACCAAUGGAAUAGAGUCCUGGUGCAUUCAGUUAUCAAACUGACUCCAUGUACUAGCAUGGAAAUGGCACCAGUUUCUCUGGAUUUAAAAAAGGAACUGAGCAAGAAAAAUACUGGUCCAGAUAUUGUGCAAGCUUACUGCUGGCCAGCCAUAGGCCGUGGUUGUGAUUUAGUUGCAGUUUCACAUAAAGGAGAUGAUCCUCUUUUGUACAUCCCUCCAUUGUUGACGUUUCUACAGCUGCCAUCCGUUUACAGUUUCCAACCCAAGCGAAAUUUGCCAUUAGCGAUAAUUGUGUGCCCUGGACAACAGAAGGCCCAUUUUGUAUGCCAGGUAUUAAUUGACUUGACAAAGUUUUCACGACUGCUUAAUCUAUCAUUGGUUUUGGUUGGACAAGAUCCAGAAGAAAGUAAGAAAAUCAAACUCGUCAAAGGAUGUAAUGUAGUUGUUACCACUCCACACAGUCUUGUACGGGUCCUCAAAAAACACUGCCUAUUUUUCAUGAGACUCAGCCAUUUGAUUUUGGAUGGAGUUGAUGUUCUGUUCGAUGAAGCAAUGGAUGAAAUGACUGCUAUCUUGCAACACUUCAGGGAGGCUACUAAUGUUCCAGAGAGACUGUCAACUCCACAACAGCUCAUUGCUGUUGGAAAGCAUUGGACAAAAGAAUUGGAAAUUUUGGUAAAAGAAAAUCAAGGUGAUCCUUAUGUUGUUAUAACAGACAUGGAAGAAGCUGCACUUUAUGGAAAUGUACAUCAGAUAGUGCAGCUAUGUCUGGACCAUGAAAAGACAUCACUGUUGUUGACCAUGUUGGACUUCACCUCUGAGAUUUUACAAAAGACUCUGAUUUUUGCUAAUUGUGCUGAGGAAGUUGAUCAUGUGUUUAAAGCUUUGGACAGCAAUUCAAAUUUCUGCAUCAAAGCCCAUGAAGGGAUGAACUUGCACUUAAACCAAGUAUUGGAACAGUGGAAUAAUAAAUUCAGCCCUGGCACACAUGUAUUAUUAGUUACAAUGGAUGAGUGCCUCCCAGGCCUGGGGAUUACAGAUGCUACCUGUGUAAUCCAUUAUGGUUUUCCUCCUUCUCACGAAAUAUUUGGAGCUCGCCUGUGUUGCAUGGUUGACAAUUUUAAGAAUCUGAUUGUAGAGGAAUCAACUCCUCUUCAAAGUCGAUCGAUCACAAUAAUGACUGACAAAAAUGCACCUCAAAUGGUCUCCUUUCUGCACUACCUGGAAAGAACAGAAGCUAAAAUUCCUACUGAAUUGUAUAAAUUCAUUUCUGACUUGAAUGACAAAGAUGACAAUUGCUGUGACAAAUCUUUAUGUAAAUACCUUAAAACAUAUGGAAUCUGCAGGGAUAUUAAAACUUGCGCAAGUCGUCAUAAAAUUUGCCCAAAUAUGGACAAACCACGGUGUUUUUCAGGUGAAAAGAGUUUGCCUUCUAGAGGAUAUGUUGAGAUAAUUCCAACAUAUGUCAAUAAUGCUUCCAAUUAUUAUGGUCGAAUAAUCCAUCACAGAAAUAAAUGGCAGGAUUCUCCUACUUCCAUGGAAGAUGACUACCUGAGACUUCUGAAAGAUAUGGCUGAAUACUACAUGGAAGAGAAUCACAGGAAACCAGUAGAGCAAUUAAAAGUGUUUGCCCUGUAUGCACUCGAGGAAAAAAUAUAUUGCAGGGUGCAAUUAGUAGCAUUACCACAGGAAGAUGAAAGUGCAGUUCUCAGUAAUGCAGAAGUGAAAUACAUCGACAGUGGUCAAACUGGACAUGUGAUGCAAAAACAGCUGCUUGAGCUCCCUGCCAAGUUCCAGGUUCUACCACCACAGGUUGUUGAAUUUAUUGUAUGUAGGGUGAAACCUAUUGACCAUGAAAAGGAUUGGAAUCCACAGGUAUCCAGAUUUAUUAAGCAAAAAAUCACCAAUAAAUCACAUGAAGCUAAAAUUGUCCUUGCUGUUGGUAAUACUUUAUGGCUGAACCCUGUGGUACAUCUGACUAAAUUACCUGAUUUGAAAACCACAAUAUUGGACUAUAACAUUCGGUCAGAAAUCAUGAAUUCUGGAUUCGGAACUGAUAAUGUGGAGCACAUCAAAAGGCUACAAGAUCUCUGCAGGGCAGCUGGAUUUGAUGUACCAGAUGAAGGUUCUUCCCAGAAGGAGCAAUCUUAUGGGAAAGAUUUAAAGCAUGCCAUUCUCGAGAAAGAUGGAAAUUAUCAUUCAGUUAUCAUUUCUGAAUUUUCUACUCCAAAGUGCUUCUAUUUACAGUUAGUAGCAAAUCAGGAAAAACUCUGUGCUUUGGAGGAUGAAAUUAACCAAAAAGCUACAGAAAGGCAAGAUUGUAUUCCAAGCAGUUACAUGCCAAUUGUUGGUGACAUUUGCUUGGCACUCUGUACAACAAUGAAGAGGUGGUGUAGAGUGAGAAUCUUAUCAGCUGACUAUUCUAACAAGAAGUACCAUGUAUUAUUUGUGGAUUUUGGGUCAUCCAGCUGGAUUUCUUCAAACAGAAUUCAACCUUUAAUGAAAGGUGUCCUUGCACUUCCUUUUCAGGCUAUCUGCUGUUCGCUAUUUGGUGUAGAGCCAGUGGAUAAGAACUGGAAUCCAGAGAUUAAAGAGUUAAUAUGGACUACUUUUCAGGGCAAGGAACUCCAAGCUAAAGUUAUUGAACAAAAUAGAAAUGAAUCAACCAAUACUGAAUGCUACCUUGUUGAUUUGCAAGAUCCCUCUAAUGGACGCUUUAUAAAACUGUCAGAAUGCAUUAUAUCUAAAGGAUAUGGUCAGGGAACUCCUGCAGCUUUGAAUGAAUUGUUUCCAGAAGAAGCACCAGAAAAUGGUCAGAAGAACUCCAUUCCUCGCCUUUGUUCAUCUGUGUAUGCACUUUUGGGACAUCGAUAUUCAUCUUCUUUAAGAAUCACAACAGUGGAAGAACUCAAGAACUUGGUAGUGCAGUACCCUGCUGAGGGUGCACCAGAAUCUGGUUGUUUACGCUAUCUGUGCAGAUUGCUAAGGUUCCUAUCUACUCCAAAAGAACAAGCUGAUAUAAUAGUUGCAAUGACUCAUUUGGCCAAGAUGCAAGUAAGUUAUCAGGAUGAAAUUGAAGAAGAGAGAGGAAUUUACGUACUUGUGAGCCUACUUCAGGGUGCAACCAAUUCAAAACUACAAGAAAGCAUAUGUAUUGCACUUGGGAUUCUAGGCAAAAAUAGUAACCUGUACUUGUCUUUUACUGAUGCCAAUGCAUUAAAACAUCUUUGCCAUUUAUUAAAGACGGCAGUGGAAAAUAACGUCUGGCAAGCUGUUAUAGAAGCUUUAGCUGAGCUUCUGACUUCCAACAGGUUUUGUGAAGAAGUUGAAAAUCAUCAAAUUGUCAGCUGUCUUUGUGCAAAGAUUCAGCAGUCAUCUGAGGAUAAGGUUUUGGAAAACAUACUGAGGAUUCUGUCUCAUCUCAGUGGGAGAUCUGAGAAUAUGAAUUUAAUAUUAGCAAAUGGACUGGAGUUAACUAUCAACAGGCUGUUAUCGAGCACAUCAAGCAAAAGUGCUUUAUACAAAUUUGUAAAUAAAAUGAAGUUUUCACUGACCAGUUUGCAAAAUGAUGCAGUCUUUUCUGAAGGAAAUGCUGAUAUAGAUAUCCCCAGAGAGAAAUCAAGUCGACCAACAACUGAUCAUAAAAGCUUUCACCCUGAAGUAAAGUGGCAUCAGAAGGAUGAUCAUCUUAUACUAAAUAUAAAAUUGCAAAAUGUUACACAAUAUACAUGCAGAUUUGAUCAUCACAGAGUAAUAUUCAGUGCCUCUGUUGAUGCCAAAUUGUACAUGGCAGAUCUGGAACUUCAAGGCAGUAUUUUAAAAGACAAGUGCUCAUGUAUUAUAAAAAAUGAAGAGCCUGUUAUUACGUUGUUUAAAGAGGAGAGAGGUGUGUGGAGCAGUUUGCUGAAACUUAAGAAUCCAAAUGUAACUUUUGACUUCAACUAUUUUGAGGAAUCGACAGAUGAUGAAUGUCUUCCAAUUUGCAAGGACACAAGAAGAAAAGAGCACCCACAGGUCCUAGAACCCAUGAUUGAUGAAUGGAAAAGUUUUUCAAAUGAUUACGAUAGUUCUGAGGAAGACUCCUGAAGGAUCUGUUAUAUUAUUCAAAAAAAUUUAAUGUCUUGUAUUUCAUUUAUACAAAUAUUGGUCACUUCAGUAAAAGAUCUUAAGAUUUUGCACCUGUGAUGUUCCUAGUAAGGCAAAAUGUAAUUUCUAAAUAGUAUUAUCUCCAAAUAUAAAUUGAAUAUUUUGUGUCCUUCAUCUUUCCAAAGGCAGAGCAAGAAAUAUUUCAUAACAAGUACAAAUACAAGUUGUUAAAUUGAACAAGCAGACUGAUAGUUAAGAUUGGAUUUAAAUGUUAAAUAAGUAAAAGUUGUUCUUGAACAAUCAUAAUAAACAAAAUUGUUUCUCCACAUCAGUGGAUCAUGUGUCUGAAACAAAUUACAGUAAAUCUAAACUGCCUGAAGACUAGAUUUCUGAGCUAGACCAAAGCUUGUCCUUGCA